AUGCAAGGCAUUCUGUGGAAUGCAGAAUACGCAUUUCUACGGAUUGGCGGAUAUGUAGGAUGCUUCAAAGAACAGUUAAGUAAGACAUUGAACGGGAAACAUAAUACAUCAGAUUCUAUGACUGUGGAAAAUUGUAAGGAAUUCUGUCAACAUCAGGAUACUCAGUUCUACGGUUUGAAGUCUUCCGGUAAAUGCUUCUGUGUGAAUUCUCUUUCACAAAGUGUCAAAACAGCAGACAAAGAAUGCAGUUCCAAAUGCAGCGGAAAUGGGGAGCAAAUUUGUGGUGGUGAUCGAAGAAUAAGUGUUUAUAAGAAUGCCAACUACCAAAAAGGUUAUCUGGGCUGUUUCCUGUAUCAGCCUGGAAUAACUUUAAGGAAUGGAAAAUAUAGCAGGAGUUAUCCUAGUGUGGAAAAGUGCAAGACGUUUUGCGGAAAACAAAAUGCUCAUUUCUACGGAUUAGCGCAUGGAAAUCAGUGUUUAUGUGGUGAUCGAGGAAGAACGGUUCGAAAGGGAGAGAUAGAAUGUAGUCAUCUGUGCUCUGGAAAUGGAAAUGAGUUUUGCGGAGGACAUUGGAGGAUAAGUCUGUAUAUAAAUCGAAACUACGACAAAGGGUAUGUAGGAUGCUUCCAAGAUCAGUCAAGUAAGACAUUGAACGGGAAACAUAAUACAUCAGAUUCUAUGACUGUGGAAAAUUGUAAGGAAUUCUGUCAACAUCAGGAUACUCAGUUCUACGGUUUGAAGUCUUCCAGUAAAUGCUUCUGUGUGAAUUCUCUUUCACAAAGUGUCAAAACAGCAGACAAAGAAUGCAGUUCCAAAUGCAGCGGAAAUGGGGUGCAAAUUUGUGGUGGUGAUCGAAGAAUAAGUGUUUAUAAGAAUGUCAACUACCAAAAAGGUUAUCUGGGCUGUUUCCUGUAUGAGCAUGGAAUAACUUUAAGGAAUGGAAAAUAUAGCAGGAGUUAUCCUAGUGUGGAAAAGUGCAAGACGUUUUGCGGAAAACAAAAUGCUCAUUUCUACGGAUUAGCGCAUGGAAAUCAGUGUUUAUGUGGUGAUCGAGGAAGAACGGUUCGAAAGGGAGAGAUAGAAUGUAGUCAUCUGUGCUCUGGAAAUGGAAAUGAGUUUUGCGGAGGACAUUGGAGGAUAAGUCUGUAUAUAAAUCGAAACUACGACAAAGGGUAUGUAGGAUGCUUCCAAGAUCAGUCAAGUAAGACAUUGAACGGGAAACAUAAUACAUCAGAUUCUAUGACUGUGGAAAAUUGUAAGGAAUUCUGUCAACAUCAGGAUACUCAGUUCUACGGUUUGAAGUCUUCCAGUAAAUGCUUCUGUGUGAAUUCUCUUUCACAAAGUGUCAAAACAGCAGACAAAGAAUGCAGUUCCAAAUGCAGCGGAAAUGGGGUGCAAAUUUGUGGUGGUGAUCGAAGAAUAAGUGUUUAUAAGAAUGUCAACUACCAAAAAGGUUAUCUAGGCUGUUUCCUGUAUGAGCAUGGAAUAACUUUAAGGAAUGGAAAAUAUAGCAGGAGUUAUCCUAGUGUGGAAAAGUGCAAGACGUUUUGCGGAAAACAAAAUGCUCAUUUCUACGGAUUAGCGCAUGGAAAUCAGUGUUUAUGUGGUGAUCGAGGAAGAACGGUUCGAAAGGGAGAGAUAGAAUGUAGUCAUCUGUGCUCUGGAAAUGGAAAUGAGUUUUGCGGAGGACAUUGGAGGAUAAGUCUGUAUAUAAAUCGAAACUACGACAAAGGGUAUGUAGGAUGCUUCCAAGAUCAGUCAAGUAAGACAUUGAACGGGAAACAUAAUACAUCAGAUUCUAUGACUGUGGAAAAUUGUAAGGAAUUCUGUCAACAUCAGGAUACUCAGUUCUACGGUUUGAAGUCUUCCAGUAAAUGCUUCUGUGUGAAUUCUCUUUCACAAAGUGUCAAAACAGCAGACAAAGAAUGCAGUUCCAAAUGCAGCGGAAAUGAGGAGCAAAUUUGUGGUGGUGAUCGAAGAAUAAGUGUUUAUAAGAAUGUCAACUACCAAAAAGGUUAUCUAGGCUGUUUCCUGUAUGAGCAUGGAAUAACUUUAAGGAAUGGAAAAUAUAGCAGGAGUUAUCCUAGUGUGGAAAAGUGCAAGACGUUUUGCGGAAAACAAAAUGCUCAUUUCUACGGAUUAGCGCAUGGAAAUCAGUGUUUAUGUGGUGAUCGAGGAAGAACGGUUCGAAAGGGAGAGAUAGAAUGUAGUCAUCUGUGCUCUGGAAAUGGAAAUGAGUUUUGCGGAGGAUAUUGGAGGAUAAGUCUGUAUAUAAAUCGAAACUACGACAAAGGGUAUGUAGGAUGCUUCCAAGAUCAGUCAAGUAAGACAUUGAACGGGAAACAUAAUACAUCAGAUUCUAUGACUGUGGAAAAUUGUAAGGAAUUCUGUCAACAUCAGGAUACUCAGUUCUACGGUUUGAAGUCUUCCAGUAAAUGCUUCUGUGUGAAUUCUCUUUCACAAAGUGUCAAAACAGCAGACAAAGAAUGCAGUUCCAAAUGCAGCGGAAAUGAGGAGCAAAUUUGUGGUGGUGAUCGAAGAAUAAGUGUUUAUAAGAAUGUCAACUACCAAAAAGGUUAUCUGGGCUGUUUCCUGUAUCAGCCUGGAAUAACUUUAAGGAAUGGAAAAUAUAGCAGGAGUUAUCCUAGUGUGGAAAAGUGCAAGACGUUUUGCGGAAAACAAAAUGCUCAAUUCUACGGAUUAGCGCAUGGAAAUCAGUGUUUAUGUGGUGAUCGAGGAAGAACGGUUCGAAAGGGAGAGAUAGAAUGUAGUCAUCUGUGCUCUGGAAAUGGAAAUGAGUUUUGCGGAGGACAUUGGAGGAUAAGUCUGUAUAUAAAUCGAAACUACGAUAACGGUAUGAUGAUUCAGUCUUUGGAGCUUCAAGAUGAACAAUCUGACAAGAAAGGGUCAAAAGAUACCCGUCAUCAUGAUCAAAAACCUAGUAUACAGGCUUCGUUUGCUAAUGAUGUUCACUCUCUUGUUUGUCUGAUCAAAGACCUUGGCAAUCCUUUCGAUAAAUUAUGUAAAGAUCUUCUAGUUCUAGAUACAAAGGAACUUUCAGACCAAUCUGCAUUUCUAAGAGCUUCCCGUGUAGACCUGGUAUGGGAAAAAGAUAUAGACAAUUCAUUAAAAGGUAACGGUAGAGCAAAGCGAGGCAAGAGAAAACAAAUACGUGUGACUGCCGAGUCAACAGUACCUAGAGAUUGGCAAGAUUUCCUCGAGUAG
Messenger RNA from Saccostrea cuccullata (small rock oyster), 3225 nucleotides. RefSeq lists its product as uncharacterized. The record is from RefSeq and is a predicted model, not a curated record. Lineage: Eukaryota; Metazoa; Mollusca; Bivalvia; Ostreida; Ostreidae. Gene Ontology annotation, cellular component: plasma membrane. The transcript has 23 exons. Bases 1 to 3225 code for a protein of 1074 amino acids. Gene Ontology annotation, biological process: tachykinin receptor signaling pathway.